This is a messenger RNA of Periconia digitata, 2126 nucleotides long. The record is from the annotation of a GenBank genome assembly. NCBI's taxonomy places the organism in Eukaryota, Fungi, Ascomycota, Dothideomycetes, Pleosporales, Periconiaceae.
AUGAUUCUGUUCGAUUACGCGGGAAACACAACGCCCUCGGAUUCUCCUGCUCCCGUCAUUUCAAACAGGGUACAAGCAUGUGCGCGAAAACAACACCAGCAAGGGAAAAAAAAAAGGAACAGUAUUUCCGUAGAAACCCAACGGCCGCGACAUCACUGCUGUUUCAACCGCGUUUUAACAGUCUUUCUGGAAUCCUCUUUGGUCGCAAUACGCUCGAACGACAGCUUUGAUCUGCAAGAUUCUUGGAUAUCUUUCCAGUAUACACUUCACCUCUUUCUUUUCUUUGGCUCUUCUUCGCUCGUGCGCGAAGUAGGGAAUAUAAGAAAGAAGACAUGGCGACGGAGAAGGACGUCCAUGGGAACACGACCAGCUCCCCGACAACGACGGAUUCCCAACGAGGCAGAGUGUCGAGCGAUUCGAAUGGGCUCCAUCACGACCAUGUCGCUGCUGAAGCGAUCGGAGGCAGGACAGGCGAUUUACCGGAGGGGUAUUAUAGGAGUUGGAACUUCAUCGGGACGGUUGUUGCAACAUGUCUAGCCCAGAUCUCGGGAUACCUGGGCUGGGUACUCCCUGCCAACACGCUUUCUUUGAUCAAUGCAUCGAUUGGACCUUCCCCGAACCUCAUCUGGGUGUCUAUUUCCUGGACCGCUGGCUUCGCGAUCGGGUUCACGCUCGUGGGGAGGUUGAGCGAUAUUUUUGGUCGGAGGUGGUUCUUCAUCAUGGCGAGUGUGCUGGGGAUCGUGGGGAAUUGCAUCGGGAGUAGUGCGCAGAGCAUCGAGGGGCUGAUUGGGACCAACAGUAUUAAUGGUCUCGCUGCGGCUGGACAGCUCUCGUUCCACAUAAUCCUCGGCGAACUCGUGCCUAAUUCCCUGCGAGGUCCCGUCAAUGCUUUUGUGCUGUCGACGUCGAUUCCUUUCGCCGUGUUUGGUCCGCCGGUUGCGCGUGCGUUUUACGAGAACACGGCUCUGCAGUGGCGAUGGUGUUAUAUCCUUGGUGUCAUCGUGAACACUCUCGCCGUGAUUCUGUAUUUCUUCUUCUACCAUCCGCCUACAUAUGAAAUGUUGCACAUCGGCGGCAAGUCCAAGCUCAAGCAGCUCAAGACGCUGGACUGGAUCGGCAUCUUUCUGUUCAGCACUGGUCUCGUGGUUUUUCUGAUCGGUAUGAAUUGGGGUGGUGGAUCGUAUCCGUGGAAGAGUGCGCACGUCCUUGGUGCCCUGUUUGCGGGCUUCUUCACGCUCGUCGCUUUCUGCUUCUGGGAAGCGUACUCGGGGCUCGAGUAUCCGUUGAUCCCGAUGCGGUUGUUCAAGAACGUGGAGUAUGACGCAAUUGUAGCGUGUGCGAGUUUGGCAGCAGUGGUUUAUUACGCCAACACCGUCAUCUGGCCCACCAUGAUCGGCGCCCUCUUCACCACCGACGUCGUAAAAACAGGCUGGCUCUCGUGCGCCGUCGGCGGCGGUCUUCUUCUCGGCCAAAUCCUUGGUGGUGCAGGCGUGCGGUACCUCCCACGCAUGAAGCUGCAAAUGACAGCAGCAUCUCUCAUCACCGUCGCCUUCGUCGCCGCGCUCGCCGCAUCCAACUCUAGCACCGAGACCAUGACAACCGCGCUCCUCCUCCUCGGCACCAUCGGCGCAGGCUAUGUGGAGAACCUCACGCUUUCUACCACCGCGUACCUCUGGGAUCCCGCGGAUAUGGGAUUGGUGACGGGUGUCAUGGGCGCGAUUCGCACUGCUAUUUCCGCCAUCGCAACGAGUAUGUACUCGUCGAUUCUCACCACCGAGUCGGCCAAGUACAUUCCACGCUACGUUACUCCCGCAGCUUUGGACGCCGGUCUGCCUUCCUCAUCGCUCCCUUCAUUGUUUGCGGGAAUCACCGCGGGGAACUUGUCGGCGGUCCAAGGUAUGACGCCAGAGAUUGCAACCGGCGUGGAUGUUGCGGUCAAACAUGCGUAUUCGUUGGCAUUUCGAACAGUAUUCUUGUGCACGCUGCCGUUUGGAGUGUUGUUGCUUAUUGCGGCUGUGUUGAGUCCGAAUGUGGAGAAGUACUUGACUGAUGAGGUUGCGAGGAAGUUACACGGGAGCGAGGAGAAAGAAGCCGAGGUGGAAAGGAAAGAGAUUGUUGAGGAAUAG